Molecule: messenger RNA, 2541 nt
Organism: Microthlaspi erraticum
Lineage: Eukaryota; Viridiplantae; Streptophyta; Magnoliopsida; Brassicales; Brassicaceae
Source: the annotation of a GenBank genome assembly
AUGCCGAAUCAUAAUCCUAGAAGCUCAGAAAGGUCGUCUCUGUUCCAAAGAUCCAAAACGUUACCGACAGGCUCGUAUCGGAGAUUUACAACUCCUGUGAUUCCCACUUUCAGACAUGACUCCGUCUCUAACUUCUCCUCUGAUCUCCGCCGCCACGGCGAUGGUGACAGCUGCGACGGCGAUAACAGUAACUUCGACAAAAAACCAGAAGCAGCGACACCGAGUCAAGUUUUGUCGACUCAUUCUCCGAGUCAAAGGAUAACUCGGUUGUGGACUCAUUUUUCUCUCACUCAUUGCCUCAAAUUCAGUUGUUCAUUUUCUUUUCUCUAUGUCAUGUUUCUUCGAGCUAAAGUUGCAAAAUUAGAGGAAGAGAACUUUAUCCUGCUAACAAGAUGUAGCAGUAGCAGAGAUGUAGGAAGUGACAACAAUGAAACUCUACAGCUAAAAGAAACUAAUAACAAAGCUGUUGUUUUAUACAGUGUGAUCAUCACUAUUGUGUUACCCUUUUUGCUAUACAUGUAUCUUGACGAUCUCUCCUAUAUCAAGAAUCUACUAAAACGAACAAACCAUAAGAAACAAGAAGUCCCCUUGAAGAAAAGAAUAGCUUACUCAUUAGACGUUUGCUUUUCAGUGUAUCCAUACGCCAAGCUGCUCGCUCUUCUCUUGGCAACGGUUGUUCUUAUACUAUACGGUGGCUUAGCGUUGUACGCAGUCAGCGACUGUGAAGUCGAUGAAGCUCUUUGGCUUUCAUGGACUUUUGUGGCGGAUUCGGGAAGCCACGCUGAUAGGAUCGGUGUUGGACCGAGAAUAGUCUCUGUUGGUAUCAGUGCAGGAGGCAUGUUGAUAUUCGCUACAAUGCUUGGACUCAUCUCAGAUGCUAUCUCAAAGAUGGUUGAUUCUUUGAGGAAAGGGAAAAGUGAAGUUCUUGAAAGCAAUCAUAUACUAAUUCUUGGAUGGAGUGAUAAAUUGGGUUCUCUGUUGAAGCAGCUUGCAAUAGCAAAUAAAAGCAUUGGUGGAGGUGUUGUGGUGGUUUUAGCGGAGAGAGACAAGGAAGAGAUGGAGACUGAUAUUGCCAAAUUUGAGUUCGAUUUGAUGGGGACAUCAGUUAUAUGUAGAAGUGGGAGCCCACUUAUACUUGCUGAUCUGAAGAAGGUUUCAGUUUCGAAUGCUCGAGCUAUCAUUGUACUAGGAUCUGAUGAAAAUGCUGAUCAGAGCGAUGCACGCGCCUUGAGGGUUGUGCUCAGUCUUACAGGGGUAAAAGAAGGUUUGAAGGGGCAUGUUGUGGUUGAAAUGUGUGAUCUUGACAAUGAGCCGUUGGUGAAACUUGUUGGUGGAGAGCGGAUUGAAACAGUUGUAGCUCAUGAUGUGAUUGGAAGGUUGAUGAUACAAUGCGCGCUUCAACCUGGUCUUGCGCAGAUAUGGGAGGAUAUAUUGGGUUUUGAGAAUGCUGAGUUCUACAUAAAGAAGUGGCCUCAGCUUGAUGGUUACCGUUUCGGAGAUGUCCUUGUUUCGUUCCCCAAUGCGGUUCCUUGCGGAGUUAAGGUUGCAAAGGAUGGGAAGAUAGUUUUGAAUCCGAGUGAUGACUAUGUUCUUGAACAAGGAGAUGAAGUUCUUGUCAUAGCAGAGGAUGAUGACACUUAUGCUCCUGGUUCACUUCCAGAGGUACGAAUGUGUCGUUUUCCGAAGAUGCAAGAUCUUCCAAAGUAUCCAGAGAGAAUACUCUUUUGUGGAUGGCGCCGUGACAUUGACGAUAUGAUCAAGGUUCUUGAAGCUCUGCUUGCGCCUGGAUCUGAGUUAUGGAUGUUUAAUGAGGUUCCAGAUCUUGAAAGAGAGAAAAAGUUGACAGAUGCAGGAUUGAAUAUAUCCAAACUGGUGAAUAUAAAACUUGUUCACAGGCAAGGGAAUGCAGUAAUCAGGCGUCAUUUAGAGAGCUUGCCUCUAGAAACUUUUGAUUCCAUCUUGAUUCUUGCAGAACAGUCACUAGAGAACUCUAUUGUUCACUCAGACUCUCGAUCUCUUGCCACGCUUCUCCUUAUUCGAGAUAUACAGUCAAAACGGCUUCCCUACAAAGAUACAAAGCCAAGCGCUGCUUUACGGAUGUCUAGCUUCCCGAGUUGCUGUUGGAUCCGUAAAAUGCAGCAAGCUUCAGACAAAUCCAUUGUGAUAAGUGAGAUUCUUGAUUCAAGAACCAAGAACCUUGUAUCAGUCUCAAGAAUCAGUGAUUACGUGCUAUCAAACGAGUUAGUUAGCAUGGCUCUUGCCAUGGUCGCAGAGCACAAACAAAUAAACCGCGUUCUAAAAGAGCUUUUCGCAGAGAAGGGUAACGAGUUGUGCAUAAGACCUGCAGAGUUCUACGUAUAUGACCAAGAAGAAGUUUGCUUCUACGGUAUGAGAAGAGCUCGUCAAAGACAUGAAAUCAUAAUCGGUUAUCGCCUAGAGGGUAUGGACCAAGCUGUGAUUAAUUCUUCAGAUAAAUCUAAGCUUGCAAAAUGGUCUCUUGAUGAUGUUUUUGUAGUCAUUGCCUCAAGCCAAAAACCAUAG